CAGCUUUUAACACUGCAUUGAUGAGCUCUGGGUUUCUCUGUUCUGUCGCAAUUAUUUCAGGGCUGUGGAUUCAACUGUAAGUGUUUGCUGCUGGAAAAUGUCAUUGUAUAAAGUGACAAUAGUGGUUGUUCAAUCUAAUCAGACACUGACUUGUAAAUUUUCUUUUCAAAAGUAGCAAAGUACACUGUGUGAUUUUAAUAUUGAACUUGACCCAAAUAUGUAUUAUUUGCACAAAUCACCUCAUUACCAAAAACUGCUGUAUUCAACGUGAUGCUCGUGACAUCAGCCUUACCACCAGCCACGCAAUCGUGCGUCGUGCUUCUAUUUUUUGCACCCAAAAGCUAUUUUUGAACGGGGGCUCACCAACGUGCUUCAGACUGUGGCAGAGAAGACGAUAUAAGUAGCAACAGAAGGCAGAAAGCUUAAAGUACUUUCAUGUCCCUUUCAAAGCUGCCAUUGUGUCAAUGCGCAAUUGCGCAGCCGGGAAACCCAGAGCAGUGAGACCAGAGGCAACAAGGGGGCUUGAAACUACUGCAGCGUGCCUCUCUCGAGAGGGAAAAAAAGCCUCCUGCUGUGACCCCGUUCUCAUGACGCGGACUUCCAAAUUUUCUCUUGAUAAUCAGGUGAGCAUUGCCUCUCUAUGAAUUCUCUGCGACUUUAUCGUGGACGCUAGUGGAGGGAUUGAAGACAUUUUGGAGCCUGGGGACGGCAAGCAUGACAGUGUAUUGGACUCAUAUGUGUUGUGACUGCAACUCACGAUGACAGUUCGCAUCAGGACUGUGGAUGCACUCGUCAAAAGUGCGGAUAUUUCAGAGGAAGCACCAUGGACGCAGCGGACAUAGUUGCUUCCGUUGUGGUUUUCGGAAUUAUUAUCGUGUCGCUGCUGUCCAACGUGGUGGUGCUGAUCUGCUUUCUGUACAACCCGGAGAUCCGCAAACAGGUACCCGGGCUUUUUAUCCUCAAUUUGACGUUUUGCAACCUGUUGUUAAGCGUGUCCAACAUGCCACUUACUCUGGUCGGGCUCAUCACCACGGGGCACCCCGGAGGCAGCGGCUUUUGCCAAAUUGUGGGUUUCCUUGACACUUUUCUCACCACUAACUCUAUGCUCACCAUGGCAGCUCUCAGCAUCGAUAGAUGGGUGGCGGUGGUGUUCCCCCUCAGCUACCACUCAAGAAUACGGCACCGGGAUGCAGUGAUCGCUCUGGCGUACACGUGGAUACACUCACUUUGCUUCUCCACGGUGGCCACCUGCCGCUCCUGGGUCGGCUACCAUUACCUUUACGCAUCGUGCACUCUCUGCAAUGUCAGGGCGAAAGGAGCCGGGACGCAGUUCAUCGUUUUCACCGUGGCUCUGUAUUCCCUCACAUUCCUUCUCACGCUGAUCGUGUUGUGUGUAACGUACCUGAAAGUGCUGAAAGUUGCAAGGUUUCACUGUAAACGCAUCGACGUGAUCACUAUGCAGACGUUGGUGCUGCUCGUGGAUAUUCACCCCAGUGUGCGCCAGAAAUGCUUGGAUGAGCAGAAGCGGAGGAGGCAGAGGGCCACCAAGAAGAUCAGUACGUUCAUCGGCACCUUUGUGGUGUGCUUCACCCCUUAUGUCAUUACAAGAAUGGUAGAGCUCUUCUCUCCAUGGCCCAUAAGCCCUCACUGGGGCGUGCUGUCUAAAUGUCUGGCCUACAGCAAGGCAGCCAGCGACCCGUUUGUCUACUCGCUGCUGCGCCACCAGUACAGGAAGACCUGCAACCUUCUGGCGAACAAGGUCCUCAAGAGGAGUCCACUCAACUCCUCCUCCCUCAGGAUGGAGAACAACGCAGGGAGGAUCAACAACAACGCCAACACCACCAACAACAUCCAACCAACCGCCAAUAAGCCUCUCAGCCAGUGAAGGUCGUCGCUUUCAGAGACAAUAAGGGUACUUUACCGUGCUAAAGGUGUCUUGGAUUUGAGAUCUUACUUUGAGGUAACGGCUGCAUACACACCAAACAACUUACUCUCAUGAACAGUGUGUAAGAUAUCUUACGGAAACUUAUGCACAACAUCUUGCAACAUAUGACCUAUCUAAUGUUGUGAAAUGGUUGCACAGUGGCAGUUUUAAACAAGGUUAACAGAAGUUUGCGGUUAAGUUUAGGCAGCAACACUACCUAGUUAAGAUUAGGAAAAAAGAUCAGGGUUCGGAUAAAGUAACUACUUCUGUACAUAAUUGCAUAGGUGAUAUAUAACAGAAUAUAUUUAGAUAUGGAAAUUAAUUUACAAGGUCCCUUAGAAUAUCUGUUGGCUUUUGGUUUCACAGGGGAAACAUGUUAAAGUGUGUUUGACCCAUUAACCAGCGCCUUCUCCCACCCUAUACAGACUUUCUCAGUCUUUAUAGCAUAUUAUCCGACUUCCUGUUUUGCUUCCCACAAAAUUACUAUGGCCACUAGAGGUCGUUGUCUAUAAUAAAAACAUCAAUAUGGGCUUCUUGGCUCACAAUAACAUGGGUCACAUAGGAAAUACAGUACAUUGCUCUUCGAGGGUAUAACUAUAACCCCAAUUCCAAAAAUGUUGGGAUGCUGUGUAAAACGUAAGUAAAAACGGAAUGCAUCAAACUCCAAAUGCAGAGUCUAUAUAGUUUAUCAGUUUGAACAAAAAAUAUGCUGUAGUCAAAAGUUGAUUUUGCUUGAAUUUUUCACCACAGGGACACUUUCCACAUUCAGGACGGGCAGUUUUCACUGAAACACCUGAUUUUGUGUGGAUGCAGCUGAACACUUCAGAAAAUGGGGGUAUGAUAGUAGAAUUACUUCUGUGUGAUGGUUUAACAUCAGAUGGAGUUUUGUUAUUUAAUUAUUUAUUGAAGGACGAGGCUGGGAAUAUUUUACAUUCUUUUUACUAUCAACAAAUCCCAUGAACAGACCAAAAUCAACAACUGGACUUUCCCAGCCUGUCUGUGCCACCCCAAGCUCAUUCAUUCCUACUGAGGACAUAAAUCUUGAAGAUAAAAUACAAGUAAGUACAAUAAAAUGUCUUCAUAUGUCCUUAACCAGCUGGUUGCUGCAGUUUAUUGCAGCUGACCCUUAAACAGAAGUUAAAAGCAAGUUUGUAGGGGACUUCUUUCAACAGGAGAUUUGGUACACUUGCAACUAUUUCCAGCAGCCAAACUCAAAAUAAACGUCUCAAAAACAUCUCAACCAGUGCAAAAGUUUGGCUCAAAGUAUUUUUGAUAGUUUGUGUAGGGAUUAUCCCUAUAAGGCAAAAAGGGAAAUCAUUUUCUGUACAAUCAAUUCAUUGAAAUGUAUAGAAUAUCCUUCAAAGGAGAACAGACUGACCACAUCUGUGGGUUGUGUGUGUAGUUUGUAAUAGCAUUAAGUAUUUCAUUAAAAGUGUAAUGUCGUCUUUUUCUGCAAAAACAAAGUUUCUAAUGCGAUAAUUUUGUAGCAUACUGGUAAAUGUGUCUCAAAUAGCCUGUGUAACAUGGAAAGCAAAAAUUGACUAAGUUGUUUAUUGUGUCAUUAGAUACACAAACUAUAAGUGAACCCUCACUUAAAAAGCAACUAAAUCUUUAGUAUUGUCAUUCUCGGAUGCAGUGUUUUACAGUUUGGUUACAUUGGUAACGUACAAGAGUAAACAUAGGAGUACUUUCAUUACCUCAAGUCAGUAUAGUUGUAUAUCAUAUGGUAAAAACCAAUUUAAAUGUAAACAUCCCACCUUAGCUGAAUGGCUGAAUUUCUAAAUUCAAGCCAAACCUCUGACCUCAGUGAUGAUUCUCUGGCUGGAUUAAGGAGUGUUUGUGUUGAAGGGAUAAUAUAUAUAAAAUAGAUUUUGACCAUACAGUUAUAUUGUAUGCACAGCAGUGCACCACACUGAUGGUUUAAUUGAAAUGUUGUAGCUGUGAGGCCUGAAAUCUAAAGUGCCUUUUAGACUAUGAGCACUCUGAUUGCAUCCAAACACAACAGAGGAAACCUUCACAUCAUCAUUUCCUUGGUAUUGCGUGCUGUGGUUAAGUGUGAUAUUAGAGUUAUGCAGUUUGGUCACAUUGUAAGAAAGUUGAUUUUUGUAAUACCACCACAUUGUACUGCAUCGGGCAAAACAGGGUGAAAUAUUAUUUGAAUGUGGUAGCAACUAUUCAGUAAUGUGUAAUUAACAUUCCAGCUUGUGCUGUAUGAGCAGCUGUGUGACGUCUGGGUUGUAAAAAUGAUUAAUUUUGACAACACUGGCACUUCAGGAUGUUGUGUUUUUACUUUACUGUGACAGUAUGAAGCCUUUAAAAGGUUUAAAAUAUUUAUUUUUGUCAAAACUGUGUUUUUGCUAAAUACAUUUGUGAUUAUAUUGCAAUAAAUGCUGUGCAUUUUGACAUUUUAAAA
Molecule: messenger RNA, 4337 nt
Organism: Centropristis striata (black sea bass)
Lineage: Eukaryota; Metazoa; Chordata; Actinopteri; Perciformes; Serranidae
Product: G-protein coupled receptor 26-like
Exons: 3
Coding region: 824-1885 (353 amino acids)
Biological process (GO): adenylate cyclase-activating G protein-coupled receptor signaling pathway
Cellular component (GO): membrane
Molecular function (GO): G protein-coupled receptor activity
Source: RefSeq, a predicted model, not a curated record